UGCCACUAUCAAGAUCAACGGCUUCACCUGUGUCUACCCGUAGUCUGGUGUAAGGUUGGGGGUGGCUGAGCGCAGCUGAACCGAGCCGAGCUGUUUUGUGUUGUUGUCCUCUUAUGCCUCAGGCGUGCCGUUACAAACGAAGUACAUUGGCUUGCCUGCCUUGGUGCCUUGGAUGCUUAUAAAACCCCCAACCACUUCCUUUAUAAAGUGGUCCCAUUUCUCCUCCUCGACACUGACAGGACAGGACAAGACGUUUGUAUCAUUCCGCAAACAGAGGACUACCUAUCUUCCUAUCCUCUGCUGAAGACUGUUUCCUUUGCUCUCUUGAUCAGGCAACGGGCGGUCUGGCUGGCUGCCAGUGGAUGGUUUGUCAGAGGUCUCCUGUUCCGCUCCGGUAAAGGUCCUCGAAUUGAGCACGGGCAUGCGAACUUGAAGGAACAUAUAUCUCUCUCCCUGUUUAACAGGCGGCAUCUAUCAGAAUCCUUCGGCGGGAGGUUCCGCUACCUACAUUCCAUCUGAACCAGAGCCACGACCGGGCAAGACGGGACUCGCAAAGGGAACUACAACUGUUCACAAUAUCCGGGACAAAGGUCUAUCUAGUGACCUGUUCGGAGCGAGCGGUCAACUACAUACCAUCCUAACAUCUACCCACCCACGAUACCAACUAUCUUAUCCCUACUCGCAACAAUCCACCCACCCAUCUAUCUAUCUAUCUUUCUAUAUUUCAUCCAUCUCUCGUCUCUCGAUCAAUCCAGAAUGUCCUUCCUCCAAACAACCUUCAAGACAGGCUACAUCACCGACCUGAUCCUCCCACCCCCACCCGAAGGCAAAACACCCACCGAUGUAUUUCGCGCAGGCCACUCUCUGGCCCUCGAAAUGGCCCGGUCUCCAGAGACAAUGAGCAAAUUGAACCCAUUUGUAUAUAGUGUUCGAGUGAUCUCUGCAGAUGAUCCUCAGGCCGUCGAUGUGGAUGCUGUCGCGGCGCGAUUUGGUGUUGAAGUAUCACCUUCUUCUUCUUCACCUCCUUCUGCUCCUCCUUCUCCGUCACCACCUGCUCCUCCUUCUCCGUCACCACCUGCUCCUUCGUCGCAGUCCGUCGGCGACUUUGUCCAAUACGAAAUCAAAGACAAAUUACCCGUCGCAUUUGGCUUUUCCGCCGACAUGACGUAUCACAGUGCGAUCCGGACCACCCAACAAGGUAUCGAGGCUCUGACGGAUCCGGGGAGUGGGGUUUUGUUGCAUGGGAAAUGGGGGAUUGAAGUUGCGCAGGGGCCUGAUGAGCGAGGAAGCGCGAAUGCUGAUGCUGAUGCGCAUGCCCGGACUGGCAGUUUCGAUGCGACUGCUGCUGGUAUUGCUGAUCCUCGUGCUGGCAGUGCUGGCGGUGCUACUGGUACUGGCAGCGGUAGUGGUGCUGAUGGCGGUGUUGGUGGUACUGGCAGCGGUGGUACUGGAAGUGGUAUUACUGGUAGUGGCCGACUCCACCUCCUCGAAACAAACACCACGUCCUGCAGUGUCCUGGUGGCAUGGUACAUCAAGGCGAGUAUGGACAAGGCUCAUCGGACGGCUCAUCGGCGGUUCAAGGAUCGGUGGGUCCAGCGGAUGAAAGAGUUGGGGUAUCCUUGUUCUUGAGAGGAAGGGGAAGGAUGGGUAUGACUUGCUUUGUUAGCUUUGGGAUUUUAACGAAAGGAUGGGCUAUGAGAUUUGAGCGGUGGUUUGGUUUGGUUUGGUAUGUUUUGGUAUGUUAGGAUAUUCUCCGCUAUGCUUCGGGAUGAUUGGGGUUCAGUCGAGCGUGUUUAUUGGCUUGGAUAUUGGGACUACUUUAUGUUUAUUUUACUAUAUGUGGUUGGAUAUGAUGUGAUAUGUCACGAUGUGAUACAGUGUGAUGCGAUCUAAUAUUGAUAUAAGUAGAGUUGCCUAAGACCGAGCCUGGAGUGAACAUCAUCAGCCCAACUUUGGCGAGCCAAAGGUUCUAGUAUUCAGUGCGAAUUCAAGGCCCUUUUUUGUUCAACAAGAUCAAAAAUGGAAAUGACAGUAUUAAUACAUUGGCAGUAUCUAGGUAGAGUAAUGGUAUGAGCG
Exophiala dermatitidis NIH/UT8656 is the source of this 2076-nucleotide messenger RNA. RefSeq lists its product as uncharacterized. NCBI's taxonomy places the organism in Eukaryota, Fungi, Ascomycota, Eurotiomycetes, Chaetothyriales, Herpotrichiellaceae. The coding region runs from base 757 to 1629 and encodes 290 amino acids. The transcript has a single exon. The record is from RefSeq and is a predicted model, not a curated record.